Magallana angulata is the source of this 2893-nucleotide messenger RNA. Its product is annotated as radial spoke head 10 homolog B-like. The record is from RefSeq and is a predicted model, not a curated record. Lineage: Eukaryota; Metazoa; Mollusca; Bivalvia; Ostreida; Ostreidae. The coding region runs from base 69 to 2702 and encodes 877 amino acids. The transcript is spliced from 21 exons.
AUCCUUUACUGCGGGCCAGCGAUUGUUUACAUUGACUUCCGACUUGACAACGAAUAGUCGCAAGGAAAAUGCCCAAAAAACCAAAAACUAGCGCUAAGAAAAGCGAGGAGUCUAUUGCAGAAGAGGACAAAAAGGAUGAAUCGCUUGCACUUGAAACUGAAUCUUCACCAACGGAAGAUCAAACUGAGGUUUUGGACCCCCCAAAAGAUCCCUCACCAGAGCCUAUUUAUGAUGAACCUGUUCUUUCUGAACUAAUUAUCGAAACUUUUGAAGGUGAUAAAACGAGAGGAAUGUAUGAGGGAGAAGGCUAUGCCCUUUUUACAGGAGGUCAUACAUACAAGGGGCAGUUCUGUGAGGGUCUAAUGCAUGGUCACGGUCAGUAUACUUGGAGUGAUGGAGUGGUGUACCAGGGGGAGUUUUUCCAGAAUCAAGUGACUGGAAAAGGAGUUUAUAGAUGGCCUGACGGGAGUGCUUAUGAUGGUGAAGUUUUGAAUGGGAAGAGGCAUGGAAUUGGAACCUUCAAGUGUAAGAACAGCAAGUUAUCUUACUCAGGUGAAUGGUCACUGGGCAAGCGUCAUGGCAAGGGCAAGAUGGACUACGAUAGCGAAGGUCGAUCUUAUUAUGAUGGAGAUUGGAUCAACAAUGUCAAACAUGGCUGGGGGACUCGUCAGUAUCCUUCGGGGAAUAUCUAUCAGGGGAUGUGGUUCAACAACAUUCGACAUGGGGAGGGAACCAUGAAGUGGCUUGAUAGGAAUCAAAUGUACACAGGAAACUGGGAGAAUGGAAUUCAGCAUGGAGUAGGUCAGCACCUCUGGAUGCUGAGGAGAGUAUCCGGAUCUCAGUAUCCACUCCGGAAUAUGUACGACGGGGAUUUUGUGAAUGGCCUGAGGCAUGGAUUCGGUACUUUUUACUAUGCUAAUGGAGCUAAAUAUGAAGGAGGCUGGAAAGAUAACAUGAAGCAUGGGAAGGGAAAAUUUGUUUUCAAAAAUGGAAGGAUAUAUGAGGGAAUGUUUGCCAACGAUCACAUUGUGGAGUAUCCAGAUUUCACCAUGGACGGAACGACCACUCCAGAUAUAAGUCAGAUCCGAACAAGGACUCCUCUUCCAUAUGACAAUCUGUCAGUCCACAGUAAUGAGAGCAGGAACACGAUAAGUCCCAGCUUCCAGCUCAACAUAGAGCACCUGCUGGCCGAGUUCACUGAUACUGACCGAGAGGAGGAAUCCAGCCAGGUGUUGUAUGUAGUGAUGCGACACAUCAGUGCUCUGCGGAAGAUCUACAACUUCUACAGCAGUCUGGGAUACGACGAGAGUGCCGACAAUACGUUUGUGAUGAACAAGAUGCAGUUCUGGAGAUUCCUUGUGGACUGCGAGUUUCAUCACAGCGAGACUACUCUAAUGGAAAUGGACCGGCAGUUGGGCCACAAUAAAGAGAAGUAUGAACUGCACAAUCCUUAUGAAAAGAUUCUCCUGAGACAGUUUGUCAACAACCUCAUCGUGCUGGCCUACCAUAUGUACAAGGAAGAGGCUGAAGAGGAAUGCAAGGGACCAAUUCUGCAUUGGUGCAUGUCCAAACUGAUUUCUGAAAAAAUUCUUCGACAUGCUUGCAACGUCAAAGGACAUUUCUACACGGAGCCUAGGCGUGCUGUUAAUGCCGUGGUUCACUGGGACCAGGGCUAUGAGAUCUAUCAGUCCCUCUCCACCCCUAGAAAGAAAAAACCUUAUGACCCAGCCAUUAAAAUGAGAGAGUUCUUGUAUUUGAUGAAGGAUUUGAAGUUGAUUAAUAAUGACCUGACUCCCAAGGCCAUCAUUGAUAUUUUGUCAAAGGAUGACCCCAAUGUGGCGGAUGGGGAAGGGUGUUGUAACUUGGAACUAGAGAUGACAUUCCUGGAGUUUUUCGAGGCACUGAUUGGAUGUGCUGAGGUAUUUGGAACUGAGGCGGUCAUCAAAGACCCCACCACGCCUCGCCCCAGCACUGUGAUGACCCCAGAACAAAGCAUGUUCUCAAUUCCAGUGUCAAGGUCACGCCUAGACAGCCAGGAAUUUACACAACUUAGCCUUAUAACUUCAAAGUCUGUCAGUUUUGUGGUAGGAAUCGACGGGGCUGAGUCCCAGGGCGUGGUCUCUCCCAGACAGAACACAGCCUCCCCGGAGUCACAGUCCCCUACCAGAGCUGUGUCGUCUGCUGAUGGUACCACCAAAAAUGGCGAUAUUGCCAAACCCUCAGAGGUCCACCAGUCUAUAUCCAAUGUGACUGGGGGAGGUUCCGUCAGCAUUGGAGUGGAUGGGGGAACAACAAGCCGACAUGAGUCCACAAAAGAUUUGGCGCCAGACGUACAGAAGAGUAACUCGUUUUACAGUACUCACACCAAUGCCACGGAAGAUGGUGGACUAAUGCACAGUUCUGUGUCCGUUGGGGGUCAUACCACAGAGGGACAAGACGGGGGCGAGGAUGACGAAGAAGGGGUUAAAGGUGGCGUUGCUAUUGCUGAGCAAGAUGAAGAAGAGGAGGAUGAGCUAGACGAGGCCACUCGAAAGUUCAACUUCUGGACUCACCAAGUCCACAUCUUCUUCGUCAGGAAAUUCUUCCCUGCAGCCGAGAAGUUUCUCCAGCUCCGUCAGCUGGUGGAGCGCAGGAAUAUGGAGAUGACCAAACAGAGGAUCUCCGAGACUCCAUCCAGGAGGGAAAGUGUCAAAGUGAAUUAAUUUUGUGGUUCUCAAUCCACACAGCCUGUGAUAAUAUUGAUGAAAAAUUAUGAGGAAACUUUUUCUUUUGUAAAUUGAAUAUUAAACUUUUGUGUCCAGUAAAUCGGUGAAUUGUUUUUUUUAUUUAUGGACUAAAAAGUUCCAAGAAAAUUUGAACGCUUAACAAUUAAUGAAAUAAAAUGGUAAUCUCG